AUUAUUUGCAUAUUUUUCGAUUAUUCAUAAAGUAAUUGUAGAAAACCAUAAUAAGAUAAUCAAGUUGUGUUUUAUUAAUAUAUCUGUCAGAAGUUCAUAGAAAAUGAAAGCGCUAGAGUUAUGCCAUACAAUUGUGAAGAACCAAAUUAAACAGAAGUCGGAUGCAUUUAUGGUUUUUCUUCAUUGCUUUAUGAUUGAGAAAGGAAUAAAAUGCGUGAGUUCGGGCAAAACUUGGUCUUCCGAUGAAAAAUCCGAACUUCUACCAGAAAAUUGGAAUUCUCAGAAAGAUUCUUAUAAUAUACGAUACAUGUCAACAAAUAAUCAUCGAUAUAUUUUGAAUGUUAAAAGUUCCGGUAAUUCUAUUCGAGUGAAACUGGAGAAUCUCGAUAAUAAACAAUCAUCUCGAAUAUCUUUUGACAUCGAUAACUUCAUAAAUGAAGAUUUCAAAAAUUUCCACUCUGCUUUUAAGAAUUUAAAUAAUCUCGAAGAAGAAAUGGAUAAAAUGUUCAGAGAAAUUCGUUCUCCCGAAAUUAACUGGAGCGGUCGAACGAAAGACAGCGAUACCACAUCUACUCAUAAAAGAAAUUUUUCGGUUCCUGAAAUUGGCGGAAAUGAUUUAGAUCCUUUGGGAAGAGGAGGAGGAAGUGGAGGGAUGCUAAUGAGUGAACCUCGUCCCGCACCUCCCGAUCCUACUUCUGGAAACUUGGAUUUUGAACCUGAAGUUCGUAUUCUUCCCGAAAUGAGAUUUGAUCCCAUAGGACCGGAUACGAAAGCUCCCAAGCCUCCUAAACGAGAUCCCGAUCGUUUAAUAUAAUUUUCUCUCAUUUACCAAAAUUCUUCUGUCGACUUUCAAAUGUUACAAACGUAAAGAAAACUACACGUGGCCAAUCUAUUACAGAGGCAUGGACCCGCCAUCAUUGUUCAGUAGUCAAUAUUUAACCAUUUCGCAUUCAAUAAUGAUUUCUUGACGACUGUAAUCUCCGCCAUCCACACGCCCUGCACAGAAGCUAAAGAUCGCGUUACGAGUCCUUUUUAACUGAUUUUUGUAUUCA
Molecule: messenger RNA, 1052 nt
Organism: Centruroides sculpturatus (bark scorpion)
Lineage: Eukaryota; Metazoa; Arthropoda; Arachnida; Scorpiones; Buthidae
Product: proteasome inhibitor PI31 subunit-like
Exons: 2
Coding region: 104-814 (236 amino acids)
Biological process (GO): proteasome-mediated ubiquitin-dependent protein catabolic process
Molecular function (GO): proteasome binding; endopeptidase inhibitor activity
Source: RefSeq, a predicted model, not a curated record